Neogale vison (American mink) is the source of this 3332-nucleotide messenger RNA. RefSeq names its product ERCC excision repair 2, TFIIH core complex helicase subunit (gene ERCC2). Gene Ontology annotation, biological process: positive regulation of mitotic recombination; nucleotide-excision repair; transcription by RNA polymerase II. The coding region runs from base 40 to 2322 and encodes 760 amino acids. Gene Ontology annotation, molecular function: DNA helicase activity; ATP binding; damaged DNA binding. Gene Ontology annotation, cellular component: nucleus. The record is from RefSeq and is a predicted model, not a curated record. NCBI's taxonomy places the organism in Eukaryota, Metazoa, Chordata, Mammalia, Carnivora, Mustelidae. The transcript is spliced from 24 exons.
GGAGGCGGGUCGACUCCGCUUUUCUCGGCGGCCGGCGCCAUGAAGCUCAACGUGGACGGGCUGCUGGUCUACUUCCCUUACGACUACAUCUACCCGGAGCAGUUCUCCUACAUGCUGGAGCUCAAGCGCACGCUGGACGCCAAGGGUCAUGGCGUCCUGGAGAUGCCCUCAGGCACUGGGAAGACAGUGUCCCUGUUGGCCCUGAUCAUGGCAUACCAGAGGGCAUAUCCACUGGAGGUGACUAAGCUCAUCUACUGCUCGAGGACGGUGCCUGAAAUUGAGAAGGUGAUCGAAGAGCUGCGAAAGUUGCUCAACUUCUAUGAGAAGCAGGAGGGUGAGAAGCUGCCGUUUUUGGGGCUGGCUCUGAGCUCCCGGAAGAACCUGUGUAUUCAUCCUGAGGUGAUGCCCCUGCGCUUUGGGAAAGACGUUGACGGGAAAUGCCACAGCCUCACAGCCUCAUAUGUGCGGGCGCAGUACCAGCAGGACCCCAGCCUGCCCCACUGCCGCUUCUACGAGGAGUUUGAUGUCCAUGGGCGCCAGGUGCCUCUCCCUGCUGGGAUCUACAACCUGGAUGACCUGAAGGCCUUGGGGCGGCGCCAGGGCUGGUGCCCCUACUUCCUUGCCCGGUAUUCGAUCCUGCAUGCCAACGUGGUGGUUUAUAGCUACCAUUACCUCUUGGACCCCAAGAUUGCAGAGCUGGUGUCCAAGGAGCUGGCCCGCAAGGCCGUUGUGGUCUUCGACGAGGCCCACAACAUCGACAACGUCUGCAUCGACUCCAUGAGUGUCAACCUCACCCGUCGGACCCUGGACCGCUGCCAGGGCAACCUGGAGACCUUGCAGAAGACGGUGCUCAGGAUCAAGGAGACGGAUGAGCAGCGGCUGCGGGAGGAGUACCGCCGCCUGGUGGAGGGGCUGCGGGAGGCCAGUGCGGCGCGGGAGACCGACGCCCACCUGGCCAACCCCGUGCUUCCGGAUGAGGUGCUACAGGAGGCCGUACCAGGCUCCAUCCGCACGGCGGAGCACUUCCUGGGCUUCCUGCGGCGGCUGCUGGAGUAUGUCAAGUGGCGGCUGCGGGUCCAGCACGUGGUGCAGGAGAGCCCCCCGGCCUUCCUCAGCGGCCUGGCCCAGCGCGUGUGCAUCCAGCGCAAGCCCCUCAGAUUCUGUGCCGAACGUCUCCGCUCCCUCCUGCACACCCUGGAGAUUGCUGACCUCGCCGACUUCUCUCCCCUCACCCUUCUGGCUAACUUUGCCACCCUCGUCAGCACUUAUGCCAAAGGUUUCACCAUCAUCAUUGAGCCUUUUGAUGACAGGACCCCCACCAUUGCCAACCCCAUCCUGCACUUCAGCUGCAUGGAUGCCUCACUGGCCAUCAAACCCGUGUUCGAGCGCUUCCAGUCAGUGAUCAUCACAUCAGGGACGCUGUCCCCCCUGGACAUCUACCCCAAGAUUCUGGACUUCCACCCUGUCACCAUGGCAACCUUCACCAUGACGCUGGCCCGGGUCUGCCUCUGCCCCAUGAUCAUCGGUCGUGGCAAUGACCAGGUGGCCAUCAGCUCCAAAUUUGAGACCCGGGAGGAUAUUGCCGUGAUCCGGAACUAUGGGAACCUCCUGCUGGAGAUGUCCGCCGUGGUCCCCGACGGCAUCGUGGCCUUCUUUACCAGCUACCAGUACAUGGAGAGCACCGUGGCCUCCUGGUAUGAACAGGGCAUUCUUGAAAACAUCCAGAGGAAUAAGCUGCUCUUCAUUGAGACGCAGGAUGGGGCUGAGACCAGUGUCGCCCUGGAGAAGUACCAGGAGGCCUGUGAGAAUGGCCGUGGAGCCAUCCUGCUGUCAGUAGCCCGGGGAAAAGUGUCUGAGGGAAUCGACUUCGUGCACCACUACGGGCGCGCGGUCAUCAUGUUCGGUGUCCCCUAUGUCUACACCCAGAGCCGCAUUCUCAAGGCGCGGCUGGAGUACCUGCGGGACCAGUUCCAGAUCCGCGAGAACGACUUUCUCACCUUCGAUGCCAUGCGCCACGCGGCCCAGUGCGUGGGUCGGGCCAUCCGCGGCAAGACAGAUUACGGCCUCAUGGUCUUUGCCGACAAGCGGUUUGCCCGGGCUGACAAGCGCGGGAAGCUGCCCCGCUGGAUCCAGGAGCACCUCACAGACGCCAACCUCAACCUGACCGUGGAUGAGGGCGUCCAGGUCGCCAAGUACUUCCUGAGGCAGAUGGCUCAGCCGUUCCACCGGGAAGACCAGCUGGGCCUGUCCCUGCUGAGCCUGGAGCAGCUGGAAUCAGAGGAGACGCUGCGGAGGAUAGAGCAGAUCGCGCAGCAGCUGUAGCUCAAGGUCCCUUCCAACACCAGCCCAGGCAUACCCCUCCUCCCUUGCCUCUGGGCCUGCUAGCCCAGCCCCCUACUCCACUGUUGCCCGAGGUGCUCCCCUCACCUGGGUCCCAGCAGCCUUUGGACCGUCCACAUUCAACAUGUUGAGCGACAAGGCUCUCUUCAUCCUAUAAGGAGAGGGUGGAAGGGUGAGGCCCACAGCAUCUGCCUCCCACUCUAGGCAAGGCUUGCCUGGCACCGGAUGUGACUGACAGAGGUGAUGGGAACCAUGGAGAGUUCUGGAACAGGACAGACCAGUGUGGGUUGCAGAAGCGGCAGCUGUUGGGGCUUUUUGCUGCCCCGAUCGGACACUCACCCGGCUGCCCCUGCCAUCCCCUCGCCUCGAAGACGGGAGACCAGCUUCUCGCUUCCACGCCUAAGAGACUCACGGAUCUUGGAGAAAGAGCUGCUCCGACGAAGGGUCUGGAGAGGGUGCCAGGACCCCAGUCAGCCCCACUUCUCCUCCAGUCCCCGCCAAGCCCAAGCCCAUCUUCCCUCCUCACCUGUUCGGUGUCACCAGCUGUGCCUGCAUUGGGAGCUCCUAGGAACAGAGGGGGGCCAGUGCAAUGAGGACACGGAGCAGUCGCCGGGUGGGGGGGGCGGGGUAGGGGGCUCACCCAGAGGGGCAGGCAGGUCCUCGCGGCUCAGGAUCUCUCGGUACAGCUCUUCUGCUUGCUGGUACUUGUUCUGUUUCAGGUAGGCCGAGGCCUGCAGGGAGGGCCGGUGAUCAAGGCUCAGAUCUGGAGCUCCCCUGGGCACAUCCUCCCCUCCCCCACAACCUUGUGACCUGGGGCAGGUGACUUAAUUCCUGCUCCACUAUGGACUAGUGACAUAACCUUUGUGCCUCAGUUUAUUUGCAGAAUGGGACAACAGGAGCACUUAGCUCCUGGGGUCCUUUAAGAAAUGGAUGGUGCUUUUCCUCAAGGACUGCGAUGGGGGUCUAGCGCUCAAUAAACCUCUGGAACUGUC